AUGUUGAAGCCCUUCCAGAUCAGAAAUCUCCACGGAUCUUCAUCCCGAGAUCAGGAGGAGCACUCAAACCGCCCCAACGGCGCGGUUCAGAUCUCAGCUGUCGACUAUGAUCACCUCGCCUCAACCCAUCCCCGAGCAAGACUUAAUUAUCUUGACGAUGAUGAUGGUGACAAUAUCGAGGUCGGAUCCUCACUAGAACUGUCCCAGCGUCUUGAUGAGCCCGUUAAGACCGAAGCAAUCCAAAUCUCCAGAGAUGAGCCAACACCGAUGCACCUCUUUGAUAUUCGCCGAUCCAACUCGAUCACCGAGCUAUGGAAGCGAUUCGAGAAGCAAGCUUCCGACACCUCCGAGACAGGUGAAGUAAAAAACAGCGUCGUUACUACCGCAGAAUAUUCGAAUGAUAAGUCUGCCAACGACCAAGCGCCAGCUACCUUGAACACUACGUCCGUUUUCACAUCCGGUGAAAAUCCUCUUUUGAGUGGAUAUAAGGCCGAGCUUGCAAAUCUAGCCAACCAUGCCAGUCCAUACCUGCCGAAGGGCUCGCAGCCAACGUCCUCAACCGAAACUGGGCCAAAUGCGCCCAAUGUUGCUAGAGAGGAAUCGCCGCCGCUCAUGGCAGCAUUCGAGGCCGAAUUGGCGAGCCUAAUGAACUCUGCAGAGGACUCUACAACAAGGGGUCGGCAGACAGCGUCAUCGCCCCAGCCAGAUCAAGGUGCAGACUCGAGCUCGCAAGGAACUCCUCACCCUGUCGAGAUCCUUGCAGCUCAAGUCCUCAGCCAUCUAGCAAAUGGCGCUAAUAUGGUCCAAUCUGAGUUCGCCGCCAGGUUGCCAGAAAUUCAGCGUCAGCUAAAUGAUGCACGGGAACAGUUACGAGAUGCGCAGAGAACUCUACCCGAGAAUGUCAGAAUGUCGCUGCAUACUCUUCUCUCCACGAUUGAAGCUCGAAUGAAAAUCGUACUAGGUAAUCUGCCUACGGGAGGGCGUCAAUUUGCAGAAGAAGCAUUACACGCCGGAAGGCCCGUGGCUGAGAACGCUGCAGAUGGAUUCCGCACGAUGGCCUCUGAUUUUAAUGAGUUCGGAAAAUCAUUGUAUGCAGCGUUCGAAGAGGAAUUUGGACGAGCUGUCUUUGCACCCGCAAGUACGGGUCCUAGUGCGCCUAACACCACUGGUACUGCGGCCUCUGGUUCUGCAGAUGAUUGUCCUCCUUCGUCAGAAACCACCUCUCACAACGCUGAAACCCAGCCCUUGGAUUCGAAAAGAGAUGUCCCAGUUACUAGUCACACUCCGGUGUUCACUGGCGAAAAUAUGAAUGCUUCUGCCGUGCCAUCGGGGCCUGAGAAUCUCGACCAAGGCGCCCAAGCGGGUAGUCACUUUCCAUAUCCUCCCCCGUUAUCAUCGAGGCCCUCAUGCCCAUAUAAGACCUCCGCAUUCCCGAAACCUACCCCAAUGGGUCCUUUGCCAUGGAACCUCCCUCCUACCCGCCAUAGUCACCACCAUCCAGUACCUCCGCCCCAUCCUCGCCCACCUCCUCCACCACCAUACCCAGGUCGAUGGCCUGUUCCUGGUUCCUUUGGUCAUCUGUUCACCACACCACACAACCAUCACAACCAAAACCAUCCGCCAUCUGCGGCUACCACUGAAGUCCCUUCAAGGGGUGCUGAUCCGCAGCCGGGAGGCGAGAAUAAGACAUUGUUCAUUGGGAAUGUCGGUUUCAAUGUGUCAGAAAAAAUGAUAUCCGAUGUCUUCGCUUCGAAGGGCUUUAUUGUGAGCGUUGACCUUCCGUUGGAUGCCACUUCGGGUAAACACGCGGGCUUUGGAUACUUGCAUUUCCCAUCAAAGUAUCCAGCCAUUGCUGCAAUAGAUGCACUUCAGGGCGAACGUAUUGAUGGCUAUGCCAUCAAUCUCGAGUUCAGCGAGAACACACCCAUCGAAAACGUCCUCGCAUCAUCCAACUUGAACUCCAAUGGAACUCCCCAUGACGGUGGGCAAGGCGGCUCCAAGCAAGUCAACUCCAGCUCUCUUCCUCGGCCGGAUAGCUCCAUCAAGCGGCGGAAGUCUGUUUCUUUCAAAGAGCCAUCUUUACAAAUGAAAAAGGCUGACAAUAUUCACUCGUCGAGUCUUCCCCCUCGAGUUGGAUCGCCUCAGCUGAUUGAUCUAUCGUUUGAAGGCACUUCUGGCUCCGCUUGCGACUCCUCGCGCCAGGUUAAGGAUGAUCCAGAACAUAAACAAGCAAAUGAAGAUGAGUCUUUUUCGAAUUUCAAUCCCGAGAAGGAAAUGAGUCGAUUCCCGCCUGUUUCCCAGUUAGAAGCACAACUUCUCGCAAAGCAUAACCAGGAUCGUGCCACUCCCGCGAGUACACACAGUGAUCCAACCCUAGAAUUCCCUCUGCGGCGAUCACAGACUACCUCUAGUGUUCGUGGGACACGUCCCCUUGUCCACCCUUCCCUAGAAGAGACGAGAUAUGACGCUGGCCAACCGAAUCCUUCUGCUGCGACGGGACCAUCUCUUCGUCGUUCGAGCACCAUGGUGUUCCCGCACGCCAGCCUCCAUAAUCCUGUUUCCUCAGAUGAUACGGCCUAUCCCAGACUGAAACGACACGCAUCCGAGCGGCAUAGCCUUCGAUCGAGUGCCGAAACAGAUACCUGGGCACGACUUGACAGAAGAGAACGCCGCCGCUCGAGGCCGUCGUCCGAGCACAGCAUUCCCGGCAGCUUCCCUGUCGAGGAAACAGCUCAACCUUCGACUAAUAAUGAACCCGAAGGCCUCAAUGCAUCUGAAAUCGAGGCUUGCGUCUCCUCUCUUAUCGAUAUGGGCUAUGGCACUGCCGAAGAGGGUGGGCGAUCUCGGAUGGCAGUGUAUGCUGCUGCAUCAAACGGCAGUCUUCUAGAUGCCAUUGAGAUGAUCGAGGAGGAGAGAAAGGUGUAUGCGAAACACGACCAGAUUUGA
Molecule: messenger RNA, 2946 nt
Organism: Penicillium cosmopolitanum
Lineage: Eukaryota; Fungi; Ascomycota; Eurotiomycetes; Eurotiales; Aspergillaceae
Product: RNA recognition motif domain-containing protein
Exons: 3
Coding region: 1-2946 (981 amino acids)
Molecular function (GO): RNA binding
Source: RefSeq, a predicted model, not a curated record